Molecule: messenger RNA, 1095 nt
Organism: Ipomoea triloba (trilobed morning glory)
Lineage: Eukaryota; Viridiplantae; Streptophyta; Magnoliopsida; Solanales; Convolvulaceae
Exons: 2
Coding region: 1-1095 (364 amino acids)
Source: RefSeq, a predicted model, not a curated record
AUGCCGCCAAGACGAAAUGUACCUGCGGGACGUGACAACGCCACCACGGCAAUGGAUCGUAUGGCUUUGGCAAUGGAACAGAUGGCUGAGUUUAUGAUGGCUCAGCAGGCAAAUCAAAACCAGGGACACCCUCGGGUCGACUUUGCUAAAGCCAUAGCAAGUAGACACCCACCGAAUUAUGCGGGAGAAGAUGACCCAGUGGUUUUGGAAGAAUGUAUACGGACAUUUGAUAAACUGCUUGACGCAGUAAAUUGCCCGGCGAAUCAACGAGUGUCUUCUGCGGUUUAUUACUUGACGAAAGCCGCAGAUAACUGGUGGGCAGCGGCUGGACCUGAACUCCUACAAAACCCAGACUUUGGUUGGGAGGAAUUUAAGGAGGAAUUGAGGGGACAAUUUUACACGGAACGAAUCAAGGGAAUCAAGUGCGAAGAAUUCUUGCGACUGAAGCAGAAAGGAGAAACUGUUCAGGUCUACUAUGACCAGUAUGUGGAGCUGAUGAGAUUUGCUCAGGAUAUUGUGCCAGACGAGGCAAGCAAGGCAAGAAGAUUUGUGCGAGGACUGGAUUGGGACGUGAGAAGGGCAAUCGCAUCAUUUAUGUUCUCCAAUCUCAAGGAGGCAUAUAAUCGGGCAUCGGAUCAGUACCAAGUGUACCUGGAUCAACAGGAAGUUUACGGCAGGAACAAGAGGAAAGUUGAUGACAAACAGAGGAGAUUCAAGGUGGAUGAUCGGAAGUCUAACCAAGGGAAAUUUCAACCAAAGCAAGGAGAGAAGAGGGGAGGAACAGACCAAGGGAAGCAGUCUGCUUGCGGCAGAUGUGGAAAGAGCCAUCCUGGAGAAAAUUGCCAAGGGGUGAGAAUAAGGGUAGAAAACCUCCGAAACUCCUCGCAGAAUACCAGGCAAGGAGGAGGAUUCAAUGGGAACAACGACCGGAAACCUGCGGAAUCAGGUAACAGGGGAGUUAAUUCUCCACAAGUGAACCGGGGAAGACCAGCGAACGCUGCUACAGGUUCGAGCGACAAAGGGAAGUCACCAAUGGGAGAAAGCAGCACAGGGAACCAAGGACAAAUCUACGUCGUCAACAGCGCUCAAGCUUAG